Molecule: messenger RNA, 2683 nt
Organism: Epinephelus moara (kelp grouper)
Lineage: Eukaryota; Metazoa; Chordata; Actinopteri; Perciformes; Serranidae
Product: cocaine- and amphetamine-regulated transcript protein-like
Exons: 3
Coding region: 1785-2108 (107 amino acids)
Biological process (GO): negative regulation of appetite; positive regulation of MAPK cascade; G protein-coupled receptor signaling pathway
Molecular function (GO): neuropeptide hormone activity
Source: RefSeq, a predicted model, not a curated record
UUUUGAUUCCCACCAGCUCAACAGCGACUCUUUCUGUGGUCCAUUAAAACAAAUAUUAAUAUGGCAGUUUCAAUAUUAUAUAUGUACAAACAAGAGAAAAUACAUGCAUAUAUAUGCAUAUACUCGUGUUAAAUAAGACAAAAGUAUAUUUUAGUAAUCUUUAUUCAUUCCAUAUGUCCAUGUAAAUUACUGUAUUUUCACUGAUCAUGUCAAUAACUGAGCAUUUUAAACAAUUAAUAACUUACAGCAAAGUUCCAGCAGCUAAGGUUGUAUCUGCAUAUUCUGAAACACUUCAUUAAACCAACAUCACAUGUACAUGGAGUGAAAUAUGGCAAUUCAAUGUGUCGUUUUUAAUGGCUACUACUAUUGAAUGGAAAUAUGUAUGCCUUGUGCAUAUUUUCAAACACUUUUAUUUGGGAUAUUUGUGCUGAAAGUCACACUAAUACACACAUUUCAGAAUAUUCAUUUAUUUGAAAGUGUAUGAAUAUGUUGAAAUGAUACAGGCUAUUUGUAAUGUUAGAGUAAAUAACAUCAGAAUUCCUGAAGUUACUGGAAGAUAUAAAGGGCUGGACAGAAACCAGAGGAUCUGCGACCUCUGUGGUGAUAAUCACGUGGGAGAUGAGCAUCAUAUUUUGAUUGAAAGUGCAAAUGUGAGCUUAAUGACUUACAGAAAAAGUUUAAAUUAAUUUUGUUAUUACAAUCAGAUAAGCCAAAAGUCAUUUGUAAACUAGGUGCUUUUUUGAAGAAUGUCCUUCCUCUGUUUAAGUAACACUGGCUGUACUUUAGCCACACCAUGUGACAUGGUCGUGAGUCAAAUAAAUGAAAAUAAAAAGAUGACAUAUUAAGUUCAAUAUUGUGCCAAACACUCUAAAACCAGACUUUUAAAACAUACACUUUUCUAUUGCAUUUAUUGAACCUGAAUGAGUCACAGGCUUUAUAUAUAUUGACCACAGCUCCUCAUUCCUGCCUCAGCCUUGUCUCUUUAGGAGACAGUGGAGGAGAUCGUGAUCAACGUGAUGGUGGAGGAAUGGCCUCUCAGGGGUAAUGUGAAUUGUCAGUGACAUGGGGUCACUGACACACACACGCCCACACACACACACACAUUUGGGGGUGGUUAAGGUUAUUCCUACAAAAGGAAAUUGGAUCCUGAUUACAGAUUGGUGUCAAUGUGGGUUAACCUGAGGUCUGACUGCAGCUUUAUUGAACAGAGUUGACACGAUGAGAGCAGAGGCGUGAGGCAGAAUCGAUUAGCAGCAACACAUGGAGGGGAAAGGGUUUAUGUUUACAGGAGCUGAGAGUAUGAUAUUAUAUUUUAGAUUAAAACCAGGCAGCGUCCUGUCUCAUUGGAUUUGACAGUUCACUUUUUGCUCAGUGAUAGUUUUAUGUUGUGUGUGUGGUGAGUUGUGACACAUCAAAAUGACUCAUGAAUGAGUCACAAGUAUGUUUAACUGCAUACAACAGGCCAUAGAUUAAGAUUGGACAUUAGACUGGAUGAUACAAGUUUGAUCCCCACUCAGCCACCAAAUAUGUUUUAUGAAAUGUGAAUCCACCUUUCACCGUCUUUGAUUUCCUCCACAGAUACAAAGGUGCUGAGCAGUGUGACCCGUGUCACAAUGUUCCAUGAAUAUUUCAGAGGCUGGCUGAUGUCAACGGGAGCUGUAAAGCGUCUAUAAAGAGGGGGCUCCUCUCUGUGCAGAGGACCUCCAAACACCCGCCUCCGCAGAAGCACCACUUUUAUCCACCCGCCGAAGAGAAGGACUCGUCCGUGUUCGUGUGUCAGCACCAUGGUCAGCGCUCGGGCUCUCCUCCUCGCGGUCACCUGCUGCUACGCCUACCUGUGGCUCGCUCGCGCAGAGGACUCCUCACUGGAGACGCGCUCGUUGGAUUUCCCGCUGAAAACCCAACAGGAGAAGGACCUGAUCGACGCGUUGCAAGAAGUUCUGGAGAAGCUGCGGAGCAAAGAGAUGCCCUCAGAGAAAAAGCUUGGAUGGCUGCCUUCGUGUGACGCAGGGGAGCCGUGCGCCGUGCGUAAAGGCGCGCGUAUUGGCACGCUAUGCAGCUGUCCCCGGGGAACUGCCUGUAACUUUUAUGUCCUCAAAUGUUUGUGAAGAAAAAGAGAAGAAAGAAAAAACAAGAAAGAGAGAGUUCAGGGCUUUGGAGUCACAAAAUCUACUGUUAUCCUCUGUGUGACAAAAAAAUAAAUGUAACAUGUGAUUAAUAAAGGACGCUUUUCUUUUAUAAACGUGGACCGGAAGAUGUUAGAAUAAUAGAUUUUAAUGUCUGUGUGCAUCUGUAUCUUCUUAUUUGUCCGCCAGGGAAGUUAUUUGUGUGGGGCUGUGGCAUCUUGUGAAAGACUCUGAAUGCAAGUUUUGUCCUAAAUAAUUUUUCCUCUUGGGUUUUGUUUGUUGUUGUUCCUGUUAUGGGGGGGAGAUAGUGAAGCUAUCUAUAGCACCAGGUUCAAAACUCUUUUGUAAGAUAAGGAGGUCAAUAAAUUAACAACUUAUAUUCAAGUGUCUGUGUGUCUGUUGCACUAUUAGAGGUUUGAUCCAGUAUUAGCCAGGAUGGUCUGACCCCAUCCUACAUCGCAGACCUCCAAUCCACCUAUUCUACACUCAAGUCCCUUAAAUUAUACAACAUAAUACAAUGAUACAUAUAAUUAAGGGGUUUUAUCCAGUAUUAUCCA